AUGCUGUCUAAUAUUUUAAAACAUUUUUCAUCAACAGUACGCCAUUAUCGGUUUGCUUCAACAUCAUCAUGUUAUACAACUAAGUUUUCGUAUCGACAAUAUUUAGUGUCUGAUUUAUCUAAUGCAAAUCUGAUUGAUACAUCGGUAUCCGUUUAUGGAUGGCUACAACAUCGUCGUAAGAAAUUAUUUGGAGUUCUUCGUGACCAUUCAGGCCUUAUUCAAUUCAUUCUCCCAAUCUCAAUGAAAGAACAGCGUACAAUUUUAGAAAAAACACCGUUUGAAUCAUGUAUCCAUGUCAAAGGAAUACUUAAGAAACGACCUGAAAGAGAUAUUAAUACAGACAUGACUUUAGGUCAUCUUGAAAUUCAUGUAACCGAUUACAAAGUAAUAAACGCCUGUUUACCAGAAUUACCAGUCAAUAUAACGAAAUAUCAUGAAUCACAUGAAAUAACACGUUUAAAAUAUCGCUAUUUAGAUUUUCGUCGUGAUGUAAUGCAAGAACGUAUUCGUUUUCGUUCAUCAUUUAUUGCCAAAGUGCGAGAAUUUUUAUUAAAACAUUCAUUUGUUGAUAUUGAAACUCCAUCAUUAUUUCGACGUACACCUGGUGGUGCACGAGAAUUUAUUGUUCCAACUCACUUAAACGAGGGUGGACUUUUUUAUGCAUUAGCACAAAGUCCACAACAAUUUAAACAGCUUUUAAUGGUGGGAGGAUUUGAUCGAUAUUUUCAAAUAGCAAAAUGUUUUCGAGAUGAAACAGGACGUCCUGAUCGACAACCUGAAUUUACUCAAAUUGAUUUAGAACUAAGUUUUGUUUCACGUGAAAAUAUUUUUUCUUUAGUUGAACAACUUGUAGUUGCCUGUUGGCCGGAAAAGCUUGAAAAAGUGUCAUUUCCUCGUUUAACUUUUGCUGAAGCUAUGUCACGUUAUGGAACAGAUAAACCUGAUACACGUUUUGGUCUUGAAAUCGAACAUAGUUCAGAACAACUUUCAAUAACAAGUCCUAUUCCAAUAAAUAAUGCCAACGAUUUAAUCGAUGGUGACAAUGAUAUAAAAUAUGAUGCAAAUAAUAGAAAAUUUCUUUUAAAUAAAACAAAUAAUGAACAAGAAUGUUUAAUUAAAAUGGGCAAAUUUCGUUUGAACUUAGCUGAUGUACUCGAAAAACAUUAUGGAAUUGAAUUAAGAAAAAGACGUCAAUGGAACUUUUUAUGGAUUAUAGAUUUUCCGUUAUUUACACCAAUGGAAGAUGAUCGAACAAAAUUUGAGUCAACACAUCACCCAUUUACAGCCCCAAUCAAUGAACAUGUAUCACUUUUAUCAUCAAAAAAAGAUUGGCCACAUAUUACAGGUCAACAUUAUGAUCUCGUUUUAAAUGGCUUUGAAGUUGCUGGUGGUUCAAUUCGAAUUUAUGAUUCAUCUAUACAACGCUUUGUUCUUAAUGAUGUUCUUCAAUUACCAAUUGAACAUUUGGAACAUUUAUUACAAGCACUCGAAUAUGGUGCACCACCACAUGGUGGUAUUGCACUUGGAUUGGAUCGGCUACUUGCUUUAGUACUCGAAACAGAACAUAUACGAGAUGUAAUAGCUUUUCCAAAAACAGGCAAUGGAAAAGAUCUUAUGGCUCAAGCACCCAGUCUCGUUGAACAAUCAGAAUUAGAUUACUACUUUUUACAAAUAAAUAGGAAACACAGCUGA
Messenger RNA from Rotaria socialis, 1692 nucleotides. The record is from the annotation of a GenBank genome assembly. Lineage: Eukaryota; Metazoa; Rotifera; Eurotatoria; Philodinida; Philodinidae.